GAUGCCAUCGCGAGAGCCACUGACCUUUGCACUCGUCUGGCCUUUUGUUUUGUAAGAUGGCGCUCGCAAGAGGUUGUUUCAGGCUUCAGCAGCUAAAGGGACGAAGUUUCUCCGAGUUUUUAUGCUAUCCGACUAUCUAUGUCUCCCAGCUUACUAGUCACCAGUUGUCACAAUUUUUCACAACAGCGAAGAGGAGUACUUUAAGUUCAGCCAUCAUCUCAAAGGUCAAACGUUUGAAUGCAAAAUAUGAACGAUUUCUGGAAAGAAACUUUCCGAGUUUUUAUGUGAUCUAUUCAACCUUUUUCCGAGGUUUUCGUCUAUUGUAUCUUGACUUCAAGGAAGUUAGUGGAAUAAAGCAUAAAAUGGCUGAUAAGGGACUAAAGUACAACCAGCUGCCUUACAGAGAAAUGGAAAAGUUAAGACAGUUUCGCAGAGAUGUUAUAAAGGUAAUACCUGUGGUGCUUCUCUCCAUUCCACCAUUUGCAAACUAUAUAGUCUUCCUAUUGAUGUAUUUCUUUCCACGUCAGUUUUUAAUGAGACACUUCUGGACCCGUGAACAGCAGCAAGAAUAUAAGGAAACCUACCACUCAUUCCGGGCUCAGGCUUACCCAGAAGCUGUGAGUGGCUUAAUCAAAGCAGCCUCAAAAGUUAAAGACAAACGUCUGAAAAACCAGCUGUUAAAUCUUGGCAACAAAGUUCAGGGAGGCAUCCACCCAGAAAUCUCCCAACUGUACACGGUGGCAAAGCUGUUCUCGGGACAACCACUAGGAAUCCGUCGUAUUGAUACACGGCAGGCGGAAAUCUUUAGUCGGGUGAUGUUUCUCACUCCACACAUGCCCUCCUUCAUCCUACGCCGUCGUCUCUGGAGCCACGUCAUGGAAAUUCGUCACUUGGACCAAGCUUUAAAUAUCUUGGGAAUGCAGCACCUGUCGGAGGAUGAACUGAGAACUGCAUGUUACGUAAGAGGUCUGAAUUCAGUGCACCUGAGUGCAUCACAGUGCAAGGAGUGGUUAAUCAAAUGGGUCCAGCUUUCCAAGAGAUUAAAAGAUUCUGAAGCCUCUCUGAUGUUGCACAGCAUGGUGUUACUUUCUGCAAAUUACCUCAAAAAGCUUCCAGAAAAAAGCAAGUAAGCCUUAAAUGCAAAACUGAGGAGUGGCCAUAUGUUUACCCAAGACAUCUGUGUUGUGUUGAUAAGGAUUUCUUUUUCUUCAGUGCUAGACUGAAACUCCUAAAUGCAAAAGCUUGUAACUAUUAAUUUGCCUCCUGUGAUAUAUUGAUUGUGCUUAGAGGCAGAUUUUCCCUAAUGAGAGAGAGACAAAAAUGCAUAUCAUUGUUUACUUGAAGUAUAAAUGAAUUAAUUUAAAAGAAAUUUAAAUGCUUUCUGGACCGGUAUUUUUUAUUUUAGAGCAGUGGGAUACUUUAUUUGAAUGCUAUAAGUUUUCCUGUCAGUUACAUGAGCAGACUUUCUUUGCUGCAGGAUUUAAUCACUUUAGACCAAAGGUUGCUGUCAAAGUAAUGGUGAGGCUAACAGCUUUGCUGUUUGUGACAGUGGGGCAGCAUCUUCAGCCAAGGGCAGGUGCCAGUGAACGGUGGAUGUUAAAGUUAGUGUCCAAGAUGUGCUGCUCCACUGUCAGCUGUGUGUAAAUGUCAGCUCACUGCCUGGUUUGGUAUUAAAAUACACCAAGUGGUGUGAAGUUCCUGCGCUUACACUGUAGGAACAAAGGCUCACCACAGAAAACCCAGUCAAAUCAGUUCAAGUCUAAGGACUAUUUUAAAGGGAUCAUUAGUACUAAUUAUUUCCAGUCAAUCCAUCAAAAGCUGAAAAUUAUCCAUUAACUGCUGGGGAUUCUCAAACCUUUUCAGGUUUAUAUUUAGAUUUUUUUUUAUUUUUUCUGUCUUUUCUCUUUUUCCCUGUACUUGAUUUGGCAUGGAAAUUUGCCAGCUCUUAACAUGCUGUACUGAUCUGCUUUUCUUCAGGUGUUGUGCAUUUAAUCAUUUCUUCAUACACCUUUCCAUCAUUGUUCAGGCCACAUUCCAUCAAUCUGGUUAAGGAGAUGCAGGCACUUGCUUUGUUUGUUCAAAUUCCAGAUGCCUCAUUUUCAUCUGUCACUUCCAGCAAAUUGCCAUGUAAAAUAUCACUGAUUUAAUCUGGCAAAGGCAAGUGUAACUAACUAACUGGUUGGGAGAUAUUUUGGCCUUUGUUCUCAGAAACAGUACUAAAGGGCAGUUUAUAUUGUGGAUCUGUAUUAAUUUAAAAAUUAGCCAAACUCCUUUUACUGAAGACUCUUUUCAUUGAUUGGAUAAUCACCCAAAUGGCCCACACCUGCUAUUUCUUCUGAUCCCUUCUGGCUGCCCUUAAAGCAGUACCCAGAAACAUUCAGGCCAGUGACAUUAAAACAAAAAUACAAAUACUGUGGGUGCUGCAAAUCUGCAAUGAAACCAGAAAUGGCCAUCAAUAGUCGGAUUAGGCAUCGGUGGUGAAGGAAACAGAAUUUGUGCUUCAGUUCGAUGUCCUUUCAUCACAUAGGCUCUGCUCACUGAGCACAGUAGCAGACCUGAUGUCAAGUGGGGCAUAAUCCAUGGCUUAAACAUGUUAUUAGCACACUUACAUUUCAUUAAUGGCCAUAUAAUUUGUACUAAUAUAAUUGAGUUUUUUUUGUGUUUGGAUAAUGCUUUUUCAGUGUGCAAUUCCCUUUGUAAUCAAAUGAUUCAAGACUAUAAUGCUUUAGAUUGGCUAAAUUGCUCACUCAGUUGGCUGAUGAAGCAAUGCAGUUCUAUAUUUAUCCUGUCUCAAAAAGGUCAUCUUUAAUUAAAGAUGCUGCUGCCCAAUUUAAUACAAUAUACAGCAGCAAAGAAGUCUAUAACUUUGUUUCCCACAAUGUACCCAUUUUAAAAAUAUUUUAAUCCUACUUCCCACAAUUCCUGGUACCUUUUUAUCUCUUGAUGUGCACUGCAAUUGAGUGUCACUGCACUAUCACACUGUUAUUCAAAUAGUGAGACAUUGUUCUCUGCUAGCUAAACAGCAAGGUUAAGGCAUUAAAAGCAGAAGCACUCAUGCUUGGAUUCUGAUAGUUAGAAAAGAAACAGCUGUAAAGUUUACCGGGUCAUGUACCGUUAAAGGUUAUUUGUUUCUUAAAUUCAGAGCACUGACCUCUUACACAGCAGAAAACAAGGCAACUGUGACCACUUUCCCGUCUUGAGGUGGAUUUCCAUUUCCAAGUUUCAUCUAAAACCUUGUAUUACAUUGCUACAAUUUGAAUAGUUAGAAUACACAGAUGACUUUGAGAUUUAUUUUCCAAAGUUGCAGUUAAGAUGUGGGGGGUGAUUUUUACCUUCACUUUCUGACUGCUGGCUGAAUGGUUUCUUUGCCCAGCACUCGUCCCAUUGAGUCCAAUAGCAGUGAUAGUGAAAAUAACUUCCGUGUGCCUGCCUUUCCAAAACAAGUGCUGCAAGUGGUCCUUCCACAUUUACCAUCGGAAGCUGCAGUGUGAAUUAAUACAGAAAAGGACACUUUGAUCUCCUAUGAAAUUUGAGCUUGGAUUAACAUGCUUGCCUAAGUAGGAGAUUGUAUGAACGGCCCCUACAUUGCACUGAUAGCCUGCUUGUAUGUUCCAGUACUACUAAUUGUUUUCUUAAUUUUUUUUAAAUCAUGCACUGCAUAAAAUAUUUUAAAGUUUACAUAUUGAUCUUUUGUGUUGUACUUAAUUUUUUUGUGAAGAUGGAUGCCUUAGUUCAAUGAGUGUUUUUAUUUGUAAAAUGUACUGUAAACAGAUGUGAUUGGAGUUGGCAAGGGGAUUGCCUGUAGAUUGGGCUCAGUUUUGGUUAAUUUCAAUGUGGAGAAGGUAUAAAAUCCCUUGUAUAUGAAUAAAAAGUAUUUUUCACUCCUUUGUUAUUUUUAGUAGUAUGGUCACACUGGUUAGUGACUGUGAAACAGGGCAAAGGCCUGAGGGAUGUAUAUUGGGUAAAUUAUAUUUACCCCUUGAAAUUGCUAUGGUCCUAAAACUAAUUCAUUAGUGGCAGAUCCUUUGAGUCCCUUAAACCAAUAUUAGGAGGUCAAAAGCAAUAUAGUGACUUCAUGAAAGGAAAGCCCAGAGCAUUCAGCAAAGGGUAACUAGUUUUGAGGAGGAUUUCUGAAGCGGAAGGGAUAG
Molecule: messenger RNA, 4148 nt
Organism: Pristis pectinata (smalltooth sawfish)
Lineage: Eukaryota; Metazoa; Chordata; Chondrichthyes; Rhinopristiformes; Pristidae
Gene: letmd1
Product: LETM1 domain containing 1
Exons: 9
Coding region: 57-1130 (357 amino acids)
Biological process (GO): intracellular monoatomic cation homeostasis
Cellular component (GO): mitochondrial inner membrane
Molecular function (GO): ribosome binding
Source: RefSeq, a predicted model, not a curated record